This is a messenger RNA of Penicillium expansum, 846 nucleotides long. RefSeq lists its product as uncharacterized. The record is from RefSeq and is a predicted model, not a curated record. The transcript has a single exon. Bases 1 to 846 code for a protein of 281 amino acids. NCBI's taxonomy places the organism in Eukaryota, Fungi, Ascomycota, Eurotiomycetes, Eurotiales, Aspergillaceae.
AUGAUGUUACCACUAUGUGCACUUUUACUAAUUCCCCUGGUAAAUGCAUGGACCUUUCGCUACACCAACGCUACUGAUGCCACUGAAAUCGUCCGCGGCCAAGAGGCACAGAACUGCACAAAUUCCCCCAUCGGCAAAGAAAAGCUUUUUACCUGGGAUCCUGAGGGAUCCGAUCUAUGUGUCUCGAUAUACCGCGACACCGAAUGUGUUUCCAGGGCUGGAUACUCGUGCGGAAUAUGGAGAAGGAAUGCCAGUGAAGCUUUUGCGGCUUUCGAUGUCCUGCUUGAGAGGGAAAUUGAUGCCAAACGCCAAACCUCUACGCUCGCUUUAACAUCGACGUCUACAUCGGCUACGACGUCUACAGCCAUGUCCACAUCUUCAUCUUCAUCGUCAUCAUUGUCUUCUACGACCGCAUCCGCAACCGCAACCGCAACUCCCACUGAGUCCACAGCUGUCUCUACAGACAAUGCUAUCAGCAGCUCAUCCUCUGGUCCAUCACUCUCCGGCGGUGCUAUUGCAGGAAUUGUGAUAGGUGUAGUAGCUGCUGUUGCCAUUAUUGUCGCCCUUGUUAUCAUCUUCAUGAGAAAGAGGAACAAAAAGAAUGCCACGGUUGCUAACCAAAGUGGUGGCUACGGGCCCCAUGAGGCGGAUACUACUGGAACAUCAAUCAGCGGUACGACGGCAGUUAUGGAGAAGGCAGCAGAUUCAGUUACACGCCCAUUUAGACCUCCACCUGGAUCCCAGGUUGUUGAGUUGGUUGGCGAUGAAGGGAGUGCCGAGCUGGGCAGCAGCCCGAUAAGUGAGAUGGAUGGGAAUAGCACCAAGCGAAAUUUGAACCGGUCCUAG